CCUUUUCGUCUGUGUCUAGGAAUGGCCUCUGCUAACACUUCCUGGACUGAAGAGAACUUUUUAUGUUCAAUCUGUCUGGAUGUCUUCAGCAGUCCAGUUACCACCCCAUGUGGACACAACUUCUGCAGAACCUGUAUUACAAAGUUCUGGGAUGAACAAGUCAAGUACAAAUGUCCUGUUUGCAACAAACUGUUCCCAACUAGACCUGAUCUACGGGCAGAAGUUCCCUGUGACGUCUGUACUGGGACCCAGCAGAAGGCUGUGAAGUCCUGCCUAGUGUGUCUUGUCUCUUUCUGCCAAACCCACCUGGAGCCACAUCAGAGAGUCGCAGGCCUGAAGAAACAUCGGCUGGUCGAGCCUAUGGACCGUCUGGAAGACAGGAUGUGUAAGAAACACAAUCAACUUCUGGAGCUCUUCUGCCAGACUGAACAGGUGUGUGUGUGUCUGUUGUGCACAGUGACAGACCACAAGUCCCAUCCUGUUGUACCUCUAGAGGAGGAAUAUGAAGUGAAGACGGCCCAGCUGGGGAAGAUAGAGGCUGAAGUUCCUCAGAUGAUCCAGGAGAGAAAAGAAAAGAUUAAAAAGAUCAGAGACACAAUAAAAAUUAGCAAGAAAGACGCAGACAGAGAGAUAGCUGAUGGUGGACAGGUCUUCACUACUCUGAUAGGCUGUGUUGAAAUUUGCCGGGAUGAUUUCAACCAAACGGUUAAAGAGAAACUGAAAUCCACAGAGAAACAAGCUGAAGACCUUAUCAAAGAGCUGGAGCAGGAAAUAGAAGAUCUGACCAAUAGAAGCUCAGAGGUGAAGCAGCUCUCACACACUGAAGACCACCUCCACUUCCUCCAGACCUUCAGAUCCCUGAAGGAUCCUCCACCCACCAGGGACUGGACCACGGUGGAGGUCCGUCCUCCGUCAUACGUAGGGACCUUGAGGAGAUCCCUGGAUCAGCUGGAGGAGACACUGAACAUGGAGUUGAAGAAGCUGCCUGACUUGAAACCAGGUGUAAAGAAGUAUGCCUGUGAACUCACACUGGACCCGAACACAGCCCACAGACAUCUCUAUCUGACUGAUAAAAACAGAAAGGUGACACAGCUUGGAGUCGAUUCGUUGUGUUGUCACGGGCCUGAGAGAUUUGACUACAGUAGACAGGUGCUCUGUAGAGAGGGUCUUACUGGCCGCUGUUACUGGGAGGUAGAGAGGGAAGCAAUGGUGGAUAUUGGAGUGACAUACAGAGCGAUCUCCAGGAGAGGAUUCGGAGACAGUGAGCUUGGACACAACAAACAUUCCUGGUGUCUCAAUUGUUGUGAUGAUGAAAAUGAUGAUGGAGAUGAUGUUUACUCUGCCUGGCACAACAGUAGAAAAACAAUCAUACCUCUCCCUCCCUCUGGCUCUACCAGAGUAGGAGUGUAUCUGGACCGGCCUGCUGGCUCUCUGUCCUUCUACAGAGUGUCCCCAGGUGGAGGAAGGUCCUCAGACACACUGACACACAUCCACACCUUCCAGGCCUCCUUCACCCAGGAGGACCUCCUCCCUGGGUUUAAGUUAUAUGAGUCUCGUUCCACAGUGUCUCUGUGUCAGUUAUAG
Gadus morhua (Atlantic cod) is the source of this 1584-nucleotide messenger RNA. RefSeq names its product tripartite motif-containing protein 16-like. The transcript has 3 exons. The coding region runs from base 22 to 1584 and encodes 520 amino acids. Lineage: Eukaryota; Metazoa; Chordata; Actinopteri; Gadiformes; Gadidae. Gene Ontology annotation, molecular function: zinc ion binding; protein binding. The record is from RefSeq and is a predicted model, not a curated record.